Aureobasidium pullulans EXF-150 is the source of this 777-nucleotide messenger RNA. Its product is annotated as acyl-CoA N-acyltransferase. Gene Ontology annotation, cellular component: cytoplasm. The coding region runs from base 1 to 639 and encodes 212 amino acids. The record is from RefSeq and is a predicted model, not a curated record. NCBI's taxonomy places the organism in Eukaryota, Fungi, Ascomycota, Dothideomycetes, Dothideales, Saccotheciaceae. The transcript is spliced from 2 exons. Gene Ontology annotation, molecular function: aralkylamine N-acetyltransferase activity.
AUGGAGAAGCAGGAUCACCUUGCUGAGAUCAAGCCUUACGUCCAGACUCUGACCACUUCCGACAUUGACAGCGCUGUCAAGUUGGAGGACGCCACGUUCCCACCCGAAGAGCGUGCAACCAGAGAAAAGUUCGAGUAUCGCUUCACGAAAUGUGGUGGCCUCUGUCUCGGUCUCUUCACUUCUGUCGACAUGAACAACCCUUCUUCUCCUCUUGCAUCGGUUGAGACGGCAUCCAGUGCUCACCAUCUAUACUCCGGAGCUCCGGCGCGCAAGUCUGUACUCCUUGCUCACUGUGUCGUGACCAAGACCACCAACCCUACUGUCAUGGACGAGGACAUGGAAGUUCCGAAAGACUGGAAAACUUCCGGUACCUCGUCAAGCAGCGUUGGCCACAGAGAAGAAGGCCGCACCAUUGCUGUACACAGCCUGGCCGUCUUGCCAUCCCUGCAAGGCCAAGGUCUUGGUUCGACUCUGCUCAAAGCCUUCUAUCAGCGUAUGGGCUAUGUCCAGGCCGCUGACAGGAUUGCUUUGCUUGCACACGGUGAGCUUGUCAAGUUCUACGAGAAGCUCGGAUUUGAGAACAAGGGUCCCAGUAAGGCCACUUUCGGUGGCGGGAACUGGGUCGACAUGGCAAGUUGACCUUCUGAAACUUCCCUUCCGGUCGCUAACCAGUUUUACCAGGUGCUUGAGUUGAAGGACAACCAAAAAUGAUGAUACCAUAGCUGCACAACAACGGAUUACCAGUGUCGUUAUGGAUAUUCACAUGAGGAUUGAGGC